This is a messenger RNA of Syzygium oleosum, 1621 nucleotides long. Its product is annotated as serine carboxypeptidase-like 51. The transcript is spliced from 12 exons. Gene Ontology annotation, molecular function: serine-type carboxypeptidase activity. Gene Ontology annotation, biological process: proteolysis. Lineage: Eukaryota; Viridiplantae; Streptophyta; Magnoliopsida; Myrtales; Myrtaceae. Bases 1 to 1341 code for a protein of 446 amino acids. The record is from RefSeq and is a predicted model, not a curated record.
AUGGCGGUGAUGGAGAAACAUUUCCUUUUCCUCUCUCUCCUCCUUUUGUUCUCGUUUGGGCAUCCACGUUUUUCCUCGGCCGAAGGAAAAAGUGACGGGUCCCAGCAGUGGGGAUAUGUGGAAGUUCGACCAGGCGUUCACCUCUUCUGGUGGCUGUACAGAAGUCCAUAUAGAGUUGAAGAACCUUCCAAACCCUGGCCAGUACUGCUGUGGCACCAAGGAGGCCCCGGAGCCUCCGGUGUUGGAUUUGGAAAUUUCAAAGAAAUCGGACCACUGGAUGGGAAUUUGCAGCCCCGGAAUUUCACGUGGCUUCGAAAAGCAGAUCUCUUAUUCGUGGACAGUCCAGUGGCAACAGGUUUCAGUUAUGUGGAGGAUGAGAGCUUAGUAGUGAGAACAGACAAUGAAGCAGCAGCUGAUCUGAGCACUUUGCUGAUAGAGCUCUCCAAUGGGAACGAGACCCUCCAAAAGAGUCCUCUGUACAUCUUUGCAAAAUCAUAUGGAGGCAAAUUUGCUUCUGCCCUUGGAGUAAUAGCUCUAGAAGCUAUUGAAGCUGGAAAACUGAAGGCCCAACUUGGGGGAGUUGCUUUGGGGGAUAGCUGGAUUUCUCCUGAGGACUUUGUGUUCUCAUAUGGACCUGUUCUUAAAGUCAUGUCGCAAAUCGACGAGAACGGCUUGACUCAAUCCAACAGUUUAGCCCUGAAGAUCCAGCAGCAACUUGCAGAAGGCAAAUCGGAAGAUGCCACAGCAACAUUUCGAGACCUGGAGCAAGUCAUCCAGCAAUACAGUAAUAACGUGGACUUUUACAACUUCAUGUCAGAAUUGGAGACCAACUCUGCGGUGGUGAAAGAGAGUAGAAGUAGCUCAACAAGAUACACAGAGAGAACCUCAACUGGAGCAUGGGCUGCCAAUAGUGACUUCAGAAGCUUGAUGAACGGACCGAUAAGAAAGAAGCUAAAGAUCAUCCCAGAUAACGUGACAUGGCAAGGACAGUUUCGCCUGGUUUUUCCAGCCAUGUAUGGAGAUUUCAUGAAACCAAGAAUUGAAGAGGUGGACAAGCUUUUAGCCAAAGGCGUAAACAUCACCAUUUACAAUGGACAGCUAGAUCUCAUAUGUGCAACAAAAGGAGCAGAAGCAUGGGUCAACAAGCUCAAGUGGGACGGUCUGAGCAAUUUCCUGAGUGAGGACCGGGUCCCUCUAUACUGUGGAAAAGGCUUUACGGGGACGAAAGGAUUCGUGAGAUCCUACAGGAACCUCUUCUUUUACUGUAUUCUCGGUGCUGGGCACAUGGUGAGUCCUUAUUCACAAUCACAUCCCUCCAAUGGAAUUGUUUUCGGGCUGUGAAGAUUACUUCAAGCUACGAAACAUUCUUUCAAAAGUACAAAAAGGAUCACUCAAGAUGCAUUCGAUUCCUGAGGAUAUUUCUAAUCUGUUUUCACCAAGUAAAUUUCUGAUAAUGAUAUUCUCCCUCUCGAUUUUUCACAUCUAUGCAAACCAGCAUGAUUCAGGGUUUCCAAUUUAUGGAACUCUAAUGUACCCUUUUCCAUAUAUCUUUUACUUACUCUAGCUUAGACCACUAUUCCAUAAAAAAAAAAUAUUUCACAAAUUUCUUGUUCUAGUAUUC